AUGAGCGUAAACGGCAAUGGCUCCGAGCCUGCCACAAACGGCACUAGUGGCGGUGGCGCACCACGAAAGGCCUAUGUGCCUCCUCAUAUGCGAUCAUCUGGUGGCAUGUCCACCAAUGCAGCGCCAUUCGCUCCUCGUGGUCCAGCACCAAAUGGCUCUGACGGCGCUCCAGCCCCUGCCCCAGCAGCAUUCCAGUCUCGCUCUGGUCCACCCCCACCUCACUUCGGCGCCAGCUCAGCCUUUGGUUCAGCACCCAGGGGCGGCGGCCUAGGCAACCGGGCCGGAGGUGGCGGCUGGGAUGCUCCCUAUUCGUCAGGCGGUGGCGCUCGCGCAGGAUCAGGCCCUUCCGGUGGGAGCGGUGGAUAUGGAUUCGGAGCUUGGAAGGAUGGCGUCCAUGUGCCCGGCCCUCACAAUGCUCGCAUGCAGAAGGAGCUCUUCGGUGAGGAGGAUGCCAAGUCCAACACCGGCAUCAACUUCGACAAGUACGGAGACAUCCCCGUCGAGGUCAGCGGCAACGACACCCCCGAGGCCGUCACCGAAUUCAAGUCCCCUCCUAUCGACCCUCACCUGCUGGAGAACAUCAAGCUCGCCAAAUAUACCACCCCUACCCCCGUUCAGAGGUACUCCAUUCCCAUCGUGGCCCUCGGACGUGACUUGAUGGGUUGCGCUCAGACCGGCUCUGGAAAGACCGGUGGAUUCCUGUUCCCCAUCCUCUCCGCCCUUUUCACUCACGGACCCCCUCCUCCUCCUGCUGAGAUGGCAAACGGUGGCUUCGGUCGCAGGAAGGCCUUCCCCACUGCGCUUAUCCUUGCUCCUACUCGAGAGCUAGUAUCUCAGAUUCAUGACGAGGCCCGCAAGUUCACAUAUCGCUCUUGGGUCAAGCCUGCCGUCGUCUACGGAGGUGCAGAGAUCGGCCAGCAACUGAGGCAAAUUGAGCGAGGCUGUGACCUCCUCUCGGCUACACCCGGACGUCUUGUCGAUCUCAUCGAGCGAGGCCGAAUCAGUCUGGCCAACGUGCGAUUCCUUGUUCUCGAUGAGGCAGACCGAAUGCUCGACAUGGGUUUCGAGCCCCAGAUCCGCCGAAUUGUUGAGGGCGAAGACAUGCCCGGCGUAAUGGACCGCCAGACGCUCAUGUUCUCGGCCACCUUCCCUCGCGACAUUCAGAUGCUUGCUCGUGACUUCCUCAAGGAGUAUCUCUUCCUCUCGGUUGGUCGUGUUGGAUCUACCAGUGAGAACAUCACGCAGAAGGUAGAGUACGUUGAAGACUCAGACAAGCAGUCCGUUUUGCUCGACGUCAUCGCCUCCAUGCCCCAGGGAGGUCUCACUCUUAUCUUCGUCGAGACGAAGCGCAUGGCCGACAUGCUCUCUGACUUCCUGCUCCGCUCCAACAUUGGUGCUACCUCCAUCCACGGAGACAGGACUCAACGCGAGCGAGAGCGUGCUCUUGAGCUCUUCCGCGGCGGCCGAACUCCGAUCAUGGUUGCUACUGCCGUCGCUGCCCGAGGUCUCGACAUUCCCAACGUCACUCAUGUCAUCAACUACGAUCUGCCUUCUGACAUCGACGAUUAUGUUCACCGAAUCGGUAGGACAGGUCGAGCAGGUAACACUGGACAUGCCACUGCAUUCUUCAACCGUGGCAACCGCAACAUCGUCCGAGAGCUCGUCGACCUUCUCAAGGAGGCGAACCAAGAGAUCCCGACUUGGCUCGAAGCUGUAGCCCGCGAAUCGGCCUUUGGCGGUGGUUCCUCCAGGGGAGGCCGCGGUGGAAGCAGGGGAGGACGUGGCCGUGGGGGCUCGUCAGCUUUCGGUGGACGUGAUGCCCGAGCUGGAGGCGGUAUGGGAGGAGGCGCCUUCGGAGGUGCUCGAAGCGGUGGCUACGGCGGUGGCUACGGUGGUGGUGGUGGCUACGGCGCCUCGUCUGGCGGACCACCCAUGGGCGCUGUCGGCGGCAGCUACGGCGGCUCAUCUGCCCCUUCCUCAUGGUGGUAA
Molecule: messenger RNA, 1989 nt
Organism: Microstroma glucosiphilum
Lineage: Eukaryota; Fungi; Basidiomycota; Exobasidiomycetes; Microstromatales; Microstromataceae
Product: DEAD-domain-containing protein
Exons: 2
Coding region: 1-1989 (662 amino acids)
Cellular component (GO): nucleus
Molecular function (GO): RNA helicase activity; RNA binding; ATP binding
Source: RefSeq, a predicted model, not a curated record